Molecule: messenger RNA, 2909 nt
Organism: Callorhinus ursinus (northern fur seal)
Lineage: Eukaryota; Metazoa; Chordata; Mammalia; Carnivora; Otariidae
Source: RefSeq, a predicted model, not a curated record
AGGACCCUGGGAUCAUGACCUGAGCCAAAGGCAGACGCUUAACCAUCUGAGCCACCCAGGCGCCCGGUACAGGUUCCUUACGUUUCUCUAAAAGACAAAACACUUUUUAAAAAAAUGUAACCACAAUACCAUUAUUAUUCCUAAGGUCUUUAAACAAUACCUCCUUAUUUUAAUCAAGUAUUCAUUGUUCAGAUUUCCCCCAACCGUCUCAUUUUUCCCCCGACAGUUGGUUAAAAUUAGACUCGAAACAAGGUCCACACAUUGCAUUGGUUUGCUCUGCCUGUUAGGACUCCCUUUCUUUUCUUCAUGUAAUUUAUGUGUGGAGGAAACGAGGCCGCUUGGAGGCAUGAGUGUUGGCAAUGCGGGACUGAGCUGAGCACCCCCGCGGAGCGAGCAGGACAGGGAAGCUGAGGAUGACCCGACCGUCCAGAUAGUCGGGUCACCUAUCUGCAGGAAGGAGGCAGGAGGUGGAGGCCCGUCCUGAGCAAGGGGAGAGGCCAGGGCUGCUGGGGGCCGGGGCCUGUUCUUGUGAUCCCUGAGGCCUUACGGCUGAUGGAGCUGCGGGAAGGCGGGAAGACGGCCUGAGCCCAGGAGCAGGGGCAGAACCAGGUGGGCGAGAGGUCAGGGGCCAGGCUGGAGGUGAGGGAGAGGCCGGGCCUGAGGUCAGGCCUGGAAGGAACAGGAUGUCUGUGUCGUGGAUGAAGGGAGAGGACAGUGCCAGAAACCAGCUCCUCCCACCCUGGCCCCGGCCCCUGGAGCCCCUCCCUGGCCUCCCAGCUACAGCUCCUCCCAGGGGCCCAGACACCAGAUCCCUUCACAAUGCUGGUGGUCGGUGGCCCCUUGUUCUGCCUUCUCCUCCUCCUGCUCCUGGGCCCCCACAGCCCUGAGGGGGCCCAGCCUCCUCAGAGAAGGUUUGAAUAUAAGCUCAGCUUCAAAGGACCAAGACUGGCGCUGCCUGGGGCUGGAAUACCCUUCUGGAGUCAUCAUGGAGAUGCCAUACUGGGCCUGGAAGAGGUGCGGCUGGCUCCAUCCGUGCAGAACCGCAGCGGCGCCGUGUGGAGCAGGGUCCCCGUCCUCCUCUCUGCCUGGGAGGUGGAGGUGCAGAUGAGGGUGACCGGGCCGGGGCGCCGGGGAGCCCAGGGCGUGGCCGUGUGGUACACCCGGGGCAGGGGCCAAGUAGGCUCUGUCCUGGAGGGGCCGGCCUCAUGGGACGGCAUCGGGAUCCUCUUUGACUCCUCGGCCCAGGAUACCCAGAACAGCACUGCCAUCAGCGUGCUGGCCAGCGAUGGGCACACUCACUACGAGCCGCCUGGGGACAGAGCCAGCGGGGUGCUGGGCUCCUGCCACCGGGACUCCCGCAACCUGCCGUACCCCUUCAGAGCACGGAUCACCUACUGGGGGCAGAGGCUGCGCGUGUCUUUGAACAGCGGCCUCACUCCCAACGACCUAGAUGAGGUCUGCAUUGACACGGGGCCCCUGCUUUUGGCUCCUGGAGGUUUCUUUGGGGUCUCGGCAGCCACCAGCACCCUGGCAGAUGACCAUGACAUCCUGUCCUUCCUGACCUUCAGUCUGAGUGAGCCGGGUCUGAAGGUGCCCCCGCCCCCAGCCUUUCUGGAGAUGGAGGAGCUCCGGCUGGCGAGGCAGCUGGAAGGGCUUCAGGCAAAGCUGGCCCUGGGCCCCAGGAAGGAUGCGAUUCCACAGCCGAGCUCCAAAGUCCAGGAAGAGGGGGAAAGAAGCUUUGGCCUGGAGGAGAUGCUGGGCAGACACCGCCAAAUCCUGCAAGCUCUCCAGGGUCUGUCCAAACAGUUGGCCCAGGCUGAGAGGCAAUGGAAGAAGCAGCUGGGGUCCCCAGGCCACGCCAGGCCUAUGGGAGCCUGGGUGAGUGGCCCCUGGGGCACCCAAGACCCUGCCUGCAGGCCUGGAAAAGCAAGCUCCCUCAGGCACUGGGUCCCUGGCACCAGUGGGCUCCCUCUGUCCAGAAAGAGGAGCAAGCACUAUACUUGGGAACUUGUCUCCCCCAAGGUCUGGAGGGAAAGGAGAGCCGGGGUGCAGUGCUGCAGGUGGCAGGAUGGGGUGGACCUGCCAGGCAGGGGAGCAUGCGGGAGGGUAGCCCUGCACGAGCACAUACCCACGGAUCCACGCGGCUGGGGCUGGGGAGAGGAGAUGCCAGGUACUUGGACACAGGCUGUAGACAAGUCUGACGAGGGGCCAGGCAAGCUGGCAAGGACUUCCAGAAGGAAGAGGGCUACAGCAUCCUUGGGGAAGAGGGACUCUGAGAAGAGAGGGGCUGUGCCCUGGGCCCUAGAGAACAGGGCGGCACUCCUGCAGGACUCUGCCAAGGUCAGCGCCCUGCUCCAUGGACAGAGGACUCUGCUCUAGGACCUGCAAGAGAUGAGGGAUGCAGCUGCCCACGUGGCCUCAAGAGCCCAGCUCUUCUAUCCUGUGGGCACCAAGCAUCAUUUCUUAGAGCUGGCCCAGAUCCUGAGCCUUCUGCAGAAGGACCUUCAGGGCCCACUGGAAGCAGCAACCAAGAAGCCCCGCCCACCUGGCCACCCCCCAGGGGCCCUCAUGCCUGCGCCCUCCUCAUGCCUGCGGCCCAGCAUCUUCUUGUUCUUCCUCCUCAUUCAGACUAUAGGCUUCUUCUGUUACGUGCACUUCAGGCAGGAGCUGGACAAGAGCCUUUGGGACUGUUUGCCCAUAGGCACCCCUCUGUGUCCUGCACCACGCAUCCCUGGGGCCCUGGGGGUUCUGAGGAGGCAGCUCUCUCCCCCAGCAUGCGUGCAUGACUCACCUGAGAACCCUGAAGGAGGUGGGUGGUGUCUAGGGAGUAGAGAGCUUGGCCAGUACCUUCUCCUUCUGGGUGCCCAGCUCCUGCCCACACCUUAACUUUUGGGGAGCUCCAGUCUUAU